Molecule: messenger RNA, 606 nt
Organism: Psilocybe cubensis
Lineage: Eukaryota; Fungi; Basidiomycota; Agaricomycetes; Agaricales; Agrocybaceae
Exons: 6
Coding region: 1-606 (201 amino acids)
Biological process (GO): intermembrane lipid transfer; ceramide transport
Cellular component (GO): cytoplasm; cytosol; membrane
Molecular function (GO): ceramide 1-phosphate transfer activity; ceramide 1-phosphate binding
Source: RefSeq, a predicted model, not a curated record
AUGGCUCCUUACUUUCAGACCGUAAAGUCAUUUGCUGAUGUUCCAUUUACUGGCGAAGACGGUCAAGGAGGUGUGGAGACAGAGGCAUUUCUGGCAGCGUCAGAUGGGCUGGUUCAGUUAUUUGACCUUCUAGGAUCCGGUGUUUUUGGAUUCGUACAGGCCGAUAUUAGGGGGAACAUCAAUGGCGUACGCGCUCGGUACGACUCCCAUAAAGACGCAUCCCGCACCCUCGAGGAACUCGUUCAAUCGGAGAAGAAUGAGCCACACCGACACGCCACGCCGUGCCUAGUGCGAUUAAUAAGAGGUCUCUUGUUCACCUGUCGCGCCCUGCAGCACAUGCAGCGCGAUACCUCUUGCGAACUUCACGUCUGCUUCCGGCGAGCAUAUGACGAGGUGCUGCGACACCACCACAACUUUGUGAUUAGGGGUGUAGUCGGGGUUGCGAUCCGAGCGACACCCCAUCGACAUGCCUUCUACACGUCUAUUGCGCAAGGAGAGCCGUUUGAUGAGCUUGAUGUUGAACUGGCACGGUGGCUUGAGGGCCUGGAUCGCAUUGUUGGAAGCGUGCGGGCAUUCUUGGAGAGCGGUGGGUUUGGGAAGGUGUAG